AGCCGAGUCCGUGUGUUGGCUGGUCGGACCCCACCCCCUCACCCCUGGCGGCCGCGGAGUGUUGGGGGCCGCUCGGGACCAGUUUUCAAGACAGCCUUUCCCUGGACGUCUCGUCGUCCCACCUCGUGGCUCUGGACCUUAAGUGAUUAUUACAAUGGAAGAAACCAGUAAUUUCAAGACACCAAGCAGAUUAUCUGAAAAAAGGAAAUCUGCAUUACGUUUAACUCCAUGUAUAAAUAUUCCUGCCUCUCCAUUUAUGCAGAAGCUUGGCUUUGGUACUGGGGUAAAUGUCUACCUUAUGCAAAGAUCUCCAAGAGGUUUGUCUCAUUCUCCUUGGGCUGUGAAAAAGAUUAAUCCUAGAUGUAAUGAUGAUUAUCAGAGUAUGUAUCAAAAGAGACUAACUGAUGAAGCUAAGAUUUUGAAAAGCCUCAACCACCCAAACAUUAUAGGUUACCGUGCUUUCACUAAAGCUAGCGAUGGCAGUCUGUGUCUUGCUAUGGAAUAUGGAGGUGAAAAGUCUCUAAAUGACUUAAUAGAAGAACGAAAUAAAGAUAGCCGAGAUCCUUUUCCAGCAGCCAUAAUUUUAAAAGUUGCUUUGAACAUGGCAAGAGGGUUAAAGUAUCUGCACCAAGAUAAGAAACUGCUCCAUGGAGAUAUAAAGUCUUCAAAUGUUGUUAUUAAAGGUGAUUUUGAAACAAUUAAAAUCUGUGAUGUAGGAGUCUCUCUUCCAUUGGAUGAAAAUAUGACUGUGACUGACCCCGAGGCCUGUUACAUCGGCACUGAGCCUUGGAAACCUAAGGAAGCUCUGGAGGAGGAUGGUAUUAUUACUGACAAGGCAGACAUAUUUGCCUUUGGUCUUACUCUGUGGGAAAUGAUGACUUUAUCUAUUCCACACAUUAAUCUUCCAGAUGAUGAUGAUGAUGAAGAUAAAACUUUUGAUGAAAGUGACUUUGAUGAUGAUGCAUACUAUGCAGCUUUGGGAACUAGACCACCUAUUAACAUGGAGGAACUGGAUGAAACGUACCAGAAAGUAAUUGAGCUCUUCUCCGUAUGCACUAAUGAAAAUCCUAAAGACCGUCCUUCUGCCGCGCGCAUUGUUGAGGCUUUAGAAGUGGAUGUCCUGUGAUCACCUCAUACCCAUGACUGCUGGAGCCUCAAGUAUGGCUCAUGUAUAUAGCUAUUCUGUUUACCAUGAUACAUUUAUGUAGUUAUUAUGAUGAUCCAUAAUUAUUAGAUGGAAGUGGCCUAUUUUAGGACCAUAGAUAGCACCUUAUUAACAUUUGAACAACUGUUUGUUAUAAAGGUAGUUCAAGUAUGCUUAUGUUAAUAAGCAUUUAAAAUUGUAGAGGGUUUUCUAUAAAGUUUAAGAAACUACUAAAAAAUUUGAACUUGUUUAUAUAGAUUUAAAAUAGUGCUGUAAAACUGAUGUCUAACAUUAAUUUGGGCUGAGUGACUUUUAUUGAUGAUCUUUCUCAGAUGUUCUCUAUUUUAAUGGAUCUACUGAAAUUAGCACUUUGUAUAUUACAAAAUAAGUCUACAUUUGCUUACCUCUUAAAACCUUUUGCUGGCCUUUCUUGGUUGAUGUGCUUACUAAAUAGGAUCACUGAGACCCGAGACCUGGGAUAUGGCUCAUAAGAGGAGUUCCCUGGGUAUAUCCAAACAUUUUUGGUUAAGGCUUGUCUUGUUCCAGAGCUUUGGUUUUUGCUUUAAUUUGUUGAAUGCAUUUUCUGUACUGGUAUCUUUAAUAUUUUUAUUUACUGAUCUAUAUCUUAACAUAUCACAGUCUUGGUGUAAAUAAAACUCUAAUAGGACAAUAUAGAAUAAAGGACAUGUCAGUUACCCAAAGGUAUGCUAUCCUAUUUUGUACUCCAUUGUAUUCAGUGUUGUCAUUAAACUUAC
Molecule: messenger RNA, 1899 nt
Organism: Cervus elaphus (red deer)
Lineage: Eukaryota; Metazoa; Chordata; Mammalia; Artiodactyla; Cervidae
Product: lymphokine-activated killer T-cell-originated protein kinase
Exons: 1
Coding region: 155-1126 (323 amino acids)
Biological process (GO): protein phosphorylation
Molecular function (GO): ATP binding; protein serine/threonine kinase activity
Source: RefSeq, a predicted model, not a curated record